This is a messenger RNA of Chilo suppressalis (striped riceborer), 1806 nucleotides long. The record is from the annotation of a GenBank genome assembly. NCBI's taxonomy places the organism in Eukaryota, Metazoa, Arthropoda, Insecta, Lepidoptera, Crambidae.
AGGGUGCAGAGACCUGUGGGGUGACUUUAUAAGAGGGGUGUCGUGCCUUGCAAACUGGUGUUUAUUUCAAUAAUUUUUAGUAUUGAUUUUUUAUUGAAGCAGGUAAUAAAUUCCAUAAUUACCUACACAUUUAAAUAAUUCGUCAAACAAAAGCAGAUAACUUAUUUUGUAGUGUUCGUAAUUCGCACGGACAGCCUUUUAAAAGCCGGAUCUUUGCAUCAAUGCAAAUGAAACGAUACAUUUUAUGAUAUCUGAAAGUAUCCGUAUGUAUUAACUAACUACGCGGAGCCAAGUGUAACAAUUUGUAUUUAUUGAGCCAAGUGAAUGAACUCUGCGUCAACCACAAACCGUAUGCCUAAUUGAAUAUCGCUAUUCGCUCCGCUCCUACAGUAGUGCUCCGCCGGCAGGCGGCAUGGAUCGACACCGCAACAGUGUAUAGUAUAGAAUGGAAUCUUAGCAACCUCUUUCAAAACAUAAACCAAAAAUAAAUACAAAAACAGCUGUGCUGUAGUUAGCAGAACCCUUAGGACAUACUGAGUAGCUGUCCUCGCGUAUCGCGGUCUGAUUUCUAAGUCUUUAUUAUCUGUUUUUAUAAUUAAACAAAUGUUAAUAUUUCCGCGACUCCGCUUUUUUUACAAUGUUUAGUUUCGGUUAAAAUAGGUAUCAACUAGAUUUUAACUUUUCUUGUUAGGAACAGUUAAAUAAGUGAAAAAUUACACUAAUAUAGUGAAUAAGAGUAGAGAUGUGGCUACAUUGAGUAAGGAAUACUUGACGCUGGUUUAUUAAAUUAUAUAAAAAUGGCUGCUUAUAAGAAAGUAAUAUUCAAUGUGAGAAGCACGGGCAUACUAUGCAUAUUACGAGAUCCAGUCGUGUUAUGCUCACCAACAUAUGCCGUAUCUCGAGAACAUUUCUCCAAAAGAGAUGCGCACACGCAAGCUCUCACAAAGAACUUGCAAUAUAUCAGCAACGAUGCGGCCAAGCUCAAAGUCAACCCUAAAACUAUGAGAUUAGAUAGGGAUGUGAAGAGACCGCUGUGCAUCUUCAUGAGCUGGAUGCUGGCGAAACCAAAGCACAUCUUGAAGUACGCGGACAUCUACCUGGAGCAGGGCUUCGACGUGGUAUCCGUGUCCUGCACGCCCUGGCAGCUCAUGUGGCCCGCUAAAGGAUCGCAGUUAGUCGGUAAGCAGCUGAUGGAUUUCAUGGCUGAGAAUGACCUCUCUCCAUUGGCUCUUCACGGCUUUUCUGUAGGCGCUUACGUAUGGGGUGAAGGGCUCCUAUACGCUAUGAAGAAUAAAGAUAAAUUCCAACCUGUGUUGGACAGAAUGAAGUCCCAAGUGUGGGAUUCUGCGGCCGAUAUCACGGAGAUUCCCAUAGGAUUUCCGUCCGCCGUGUUCCCCAAGAAUAUGGUCUUGCAGAAUGCUCUGAGAGCUUACACCAAGUUUCAUCUGAAACUAUUCCACGAAGCGGCGACGCGGCAUUACUUAGCAUCGUCAGGUAUAUACCACCAUCCACCGAGUCGCGCCCCAGCAUUAUUUCUACUAUCGAAGAAUGACCCGGUCGGUGCCGAAUGCAGUAACCGCGACGUUCACGACUGCUGGGUAAAAGAUGGUAUUCAGUGCACUUGGAUAUGCUGGGACCGUUCACCUCAUGUUCUGCAUUUUUUCCAUCACCCGAAAGAGUAUCUUACAGCUCUUUACAAUCAUCUUGACAAGAACGGCUUAAUUACUAACCGAGAAAUAAUGCUCGAGAGACUAAAAAAGAGUUAAUACCUACUUUAGAGAGUCUGGAUGGGAAUUAUUCUUUUUA